Molecule: messenger RNA, 15179 nt
Organism: Porites evermanni
Lineage: Eukaryota; Metazoa; Cnidaria; Anthozoa; Scleractinia; Poritidae
Source: the annotation of a GenBank genome assembly
AAUGAUAAUGAUGAUUAUUAUUAUUCAUCGACAGCGCAAGUGGUGCCUUCAUGGAAUGUUACCAUCACCUACAAGACAACAUCGUCAUUGACAGUACGGUGGUCAACCUUCCCUUUAAAUGUCCCGAUCCAGCGUUUUUUAGUAAAGUAUAAGGAAAAAAAUUCCAACGUCAGCUUGAUCUAUCACGUCUCGAAUUGGUAUAACUCACAUUACACUGGAAAUACACUUAAAGGGUACACGUUUUACGAGGUUAAUGUCGUUGCUGAAACUUCCGGGAACGGAACACUGUAUUCUAGUGAAGCAAUAACUGCAAGAACUCACGAAGGAGGUAAAUAUGCCAAAACAAUCAAACAAACAAACAAACAAAAAGUCAAUCAAGUAAGAUAAAACAAACAAUCAAAACCUACCAACCAAUCUAAAGCCUUUUUCUGCAUUUGAAUUUUCGUCGACCCUCUCUGAAUUUAGUCUUCCAUGCAAACGGUCUGUUGGCUCGCCAUACAAUGAACGCGUAACGGAAACUUAACAAUGUCUGCGUAGGAGGCUACACUGAAUUUGGAGAAAGGUCAGUUAAAUACUUAAAGAUCGAACAAAACAUUGUCGGGGAUUUGUUAUAAAUUAUUAUUAUUAAUUUUUUUUUCAUACCUUUCCUUUGAUUUCCUCUUAAUUUCUGCACGAUCACCCAGCAAUUUUUGGCCCUAUUUCCAAAUGCUUUGGAACUUUUCAAGUCUGUUUGUCUGUUUGUUUGUUUUUUAGCUUGAAAACAUGAGAACAAAUCAAAAUAGUAGAAUGAGCUGCCGCUCUUAGUUAUAUUUAGUCAGCCUGGGCCGAGUUGUUCAAAGCCGGGCUAAGAUAACCCAGGGUUAGUGCGAGAUUUGAAUUCAAAUUUGAAAGCUUAAAAAGCAUCUCAGUUUUAAUUCUUUUUGUCUACAAGUUAAUGAUUGAAAGCUCUAAAUAUAACAGAGAAAAUUAUCUGAGAAAAUACUUUUUAACACAAGAAAGAGAAACCCGGGUUAAGCGCUAAUCGGCCUUCGAACGACUGGGCCCAGGUGUAUAACCUUCAUUCUGAUAUAGAGCUUAGGUAUUACUUUGACAAUAGAUACUCCUGGUAACCACCUUAAGGUAAUUUUUUAUAUUUCCUUUUUUGGCGUACCUUCUCACCGAUACUGUCAUUUAUAUUUUUUUAUGUCUUUAUUUUGGCAGUGCCAAGAGUUGCACCCUCAGGCUUGCGAGUUUCUACGCUUCAGUUUAGUGAAUUAAAGGUGCAGUGGAAUCAAAUACCUGAGCACAGUGUAAAUGGCCGACUACUAGGAUAUGUGGUCAUCUACGAAGAGUAUCCCUAUUAUCGGUAUAACAGAAAACGAGUCAACACAAGUAGCCCAGAUGUCCAUAUGCUGGUGUUGAGUGGUUUGAAGGCAGCACACUCUUACAGAUUCUGCGUGGCGGGGUUCACACGCACAGGAACUGGACCGCUGACACCUUUCUAUUACGUCACAACAGGUAAAUUGAACAAAUCGAGGUGACGUGACGUCAGAAAGUUUAAAACUGAAUUCGUACCACAAGCCAAAGUCGAUUGGUUUCAUAGCCUGCAUGAACACGUCUCCUAUUUUCUUUGCUGUUUCACUACAAAGAUCUGAACAUGCUGACGUCAUUUGUUGAUUUUACAAUAACAUUGCCUGUUUUAAACUUGCAUUCAGUAAACCGCGCCUGGGAGCCUCAAAAAGAAAAACAGAUUGCGUCAUCAUGACGUCAUUUUCAUGGUCUAUACUCAAACGUUUCAAACGUCGUGCUACUGCCAUGCUGAACUCUAUUAAUAAAUUAGAAAUACAUUAGAAUCAUCUUAGAAGUUGUUUUUUUUUAUUGUUUUUGACAAGAGCUACUUUAUUGAACGUCUGAAACGAAGAUGGCUGAGGUCGUUUUGCGGUCGAAGCAGCUUAGCCCGGCAGAAUCAUGACGUUUGAAACAUGCCUCAUGUACCAUAGUUGUCGGCUAAACAUUGCUUUGUUACUGUAGACUACACUAUACACUGCUGACUGGUAGCAACCAAGGGAAGAAAUACAACAUUUUCAUAUAUUAUACACUGUACCUAUAGUUCCUGGGGAAAAGUAUAUUUACAAUAAUUCCACUCAUUUUUACGACUGGUAUAAACUGGCCCUAGCACAUGGUUAGCAAAAUCGCAGUGUGUUUGGAAUCAUUUAACUAAUUGAAAUUAAAUAACUAGUUUCAUUUCUUACCGUCAAUUAGGUUGCGGAGGAUACACAAAUCGGUCGUUUGGCCGCUUAGAGACUGGUUCCCGCAGGAGCUCGAGCUAUAUAACAUGUACCCUUGUGGUUGGCAGAGGGGGAAUAAAUCAGGCAGUUGCACUUGUGUGGAUACAAGAUCUGUAUUUGUCAUAUUACAGGUACUGAGUAUUAAUUACCUCUAAUUACUUGGCACGAUUCUCCAAGAUUUGUUUGAUUGUAUGGUUGUCUUAAACAACCUCAGAAAGCCCAAAGGGAUCAUAAAUUAUGUAAUUUUGCAAUGGAGGAUCGCAUGUCGUCAGUGUGUAGUUCAAGUGUGGAAACGAUCUACUUGUGGCUAUCUCUGCUUUUGUCCAUGACGGCGGCAACAAAAAGCAUGGUAGCGGGUUCAAACCCCAGCCGGACCAACAAGGAAUGUGCUGAUUCCACUCCGACUAAAUCUAUUGAACGUGUGUGUGUAUCUCAAUCAUCGAAGGGGUAAAUUUGUUGACUUUGUGCGAAAGUUGUCUCUAACAAUGAUUUUAGGCGAAAGUUGACGACCUCAGCGGGCCGGAAAAAAAAAAAAAACAAAAGCUUGUUUCAAUCUCGAGUCAAUACCGGGAAAGGAGAUUACAACCAAGGAAUCCUUGACAUCCGCACACAUUCUAAACCUACAGAGACUUUUCAAUACAGGCAUUUCUCUUCCUGUACCCCUCACGGGGUCAGAAAAGGUCCCAUAAAGGGCGAAGCCCCUAGCCUCCUGUAGAACCUGUAAUCAUUUCGUCCCGCGCCAUAUGGAAUCCGACGAAGGACUUUUUUGAAAGUCUAACGUUCCGCUUAUGAUCUACUGAAAACCAGAUUGUCGGAGUCGGAAUCAGAAGCGUAAGAACCAAACCAAUCAAAAAGCGUGGAAACGUGCAUUGUGAUUGCUUUACUCCUUCGUUUUAGUCUGUUCCAGGCUCCGAGAUAUUCGGGUCCGCUGAAUUGAAAAAGCGCAAACACGAAAAUAAAACGGGAGGAAACUGGGGAGAGCCUGUAAUCAUUUCUUUGAACGACCCGUUCCGGUAUACCAGCUCGUGGUAUACCCUCUGAUUGGUCAGAUUUGACAGAUUAUAUCAACACUCUCAAAGCGGGUCGUUCCUGUCACACAGAAAGAUGGUGUGCGGCGUCCACUCACGUGAACUAGAGGAAUCCACGAUAAUUUCUGUGUUGAACGAAUGUUUACGAGAUUUCCCGCACAUAGGAGUGCCAAAAAAGGACUGAGAAAACCUGCCUGGUGAACUUGGCGUGUGGAAAUUUUUUUUUUUUUUGUAAUCCUGCCGACCUGUUUCGGUCUUGCCUGAUAACAAGGUGGUAAAUAAAUAACAAAACAGUCGCAAGAAGGAGUUAUGUACUCGCUCCAGUCCAGACUCACAUUAUCUUUAGAUCCCUUUAGAAGAACAACCUGGAGUUGCAUAAGAGCAAUCUUGACUGACUCACAACGUAGUUCUUCAUAUUUAAAGUAGCUUCAGUUUGAGCUGCAAUCCAUUCUUCGAAAUUUGGAUCAUUAUUCUGUGAAUCACUAUCCGUGAGAACUUAAAAACACUAACAAUCCUUUGCUUUGUAGCUUUAGUUUACAAAUCAUAUUUUUUUCAGAUCAGCCGUUCUACGGAAAUUAUUCGACAUUAGAUUCUCAUACAAACACUGUAAUUUCUCACGCGUUUGCCUACUCGUCAAGAUGGCGUCGAAAACCGUGACAAGGUCUAUUAUUUUGAUUUAUCGUUGACAAGUCCUGUCAUACUUGUCAACGAUGUCAACUUGGUACGCAUGCCGCUGUUGAACUAAGCUAAUUACGCAAUUUGACAGAAAUCGUGGUCUACAAGACAGUAUAGUGCUCAUUGUUCUUCCCUCGAUUUUGGAAGUGAAUGCCUCGAAAGAAGAAAAAUUAAAAAAGAGCUUGUCCGUGUUCGUCCUCGACUCCAAGACGAAAGAAGACGACAAAGUCGUUUUGCCAAGCGUGGGCUUCGAAAUUAGCAGAGAGCGAUAAGGGCUCCUACUACAAUCAAGAAAAAUGGCUAAAAGAAGACAAAGCUUCUGAAAAGGCCAUUGAACCUACCUCAAAAUCGAGUUUUACGAGUUUCUUAGCGAGCCGAGCGAGCUUAUUAGGCCGCCGAGAGGCCAAGCGAACGNUUUUUUUUUUUUUUGUAAUCCUGCCGACCUGUUUCGGUCUUGCCUGAUAACAAGGUGGUAAAUAAAUAACAAAACAGUCGCAAGAAGGAGUUAUGUACUCGCUCCAGUCCAGACUCACAUUAUCUUUAGAUCCCUUUAGAAGAACAACCUGGAGUUGCAUAAGAGCAAUCUUGACUGACUCACAACGUAGUUCUUCAUAUUUAAAGUAGCUUCAGUUUGAGCUGCAAUCCAUUCUUCGAAAUUUGGAUCAUUAUUCUGUGAAUCACUAUCCGUGAGAACUUAAAAACACUAACAAUCCUUUGCUUUGUAGCUUUAGUUUACAAAUCAUAUUUUUUUCAGAUCAGCCGUUCUACGGAAAUUAUUCGACAUUAGAUUCUCAUACAAACACUGUAAUUUCUCACGCGUUUGCCUACUCGUCAAGAUGGCGUCGAAAACCGUGACAAGGUCUAUUAUUUUGAUUUAUCGUUGACAAGUCCUGUCAUACUUGUCAACGAUGUCAACUUGGUACGCAUGCCGCUGUUGAACUAAGCUAAUUACGCAAUUUGACAGAAAUCGUGGUCUACAAGACAGUAUAGUGCUCAUUGUUCUUCCCUCGAUUUUGGAAGUGAAUGCCUCGAAAGAAGAAAAAUUAAAAAAGAGCUUGUCCGUGUUCGUCCUCGACUCCAAGACGAAAGAAGACGACAAAGUCGUUUUGCCAAGCGUGGGCUUCGAAAUUAGCAGAGAGCGAUAAGGGCUCCUACUACAAUCAAGAAAAAUGGCUAAAAGAAGACAAAGCUUCUGAAAAGGCCAUUGAACCUACCUCAAAAUCGAGUUUUACGAGUUUCUUAGCGAGCCGAGCGAGCUUAUUAGGCCGCCGAGAGGCCAAGCGAACGACAAAUUCGCGACAGGUCCCGCGCCAUAAAAAAAAAAUCGGACGAAGGACUUUUUCAUGACUUUUUUGAAAGUCUCUUGUAGCGGGAGAGCAGCUUCAAGAAAAACUCCAGGAAGCGGUUUGUUGUCGAUUUUUCCAGGGAAGUGUCGAACUUUUUGAAAAUGUAUAGAGUAAAAGUUGGCUUGGCUCAAAAUGAAAACUGCUCGUCGCAAAUAACUAAAGAUGUUUUGUCAACAACAGAAGGUUAGAACAGAGCAGAGCCUUUGAAAUAAACUGUUCAUCUGUUGUCGGGUUUCGUUUGUAACCUUUCCCUGCCGUGUCACUAUUGUUGUCUCUUUUCUGGUAUGCAUCAACAUUGACAGCUUUGGUGUUAUAAUCUGUUAUAAUCUCGUCACUGAUAAUACGCUGCCAAAAAUCUUUUCCCCUGUUUUCUCGAAAUGAAAAUCAGGCCAAGUUGAGGGUAGGUUUUAAACUCCAAGUCGGCAACCCCUGAACCAAUUUGGCUGAAAUUUGGCCAACUUACCGUCAGAUAGUUUUUCUAAAAAACCGUGUCUGCGAAUUUUGAUUUCAUUUUUCGUUUUCGAGUAAGGUUAUUUUUUCACAGGUAGUGCUAAUGAUUUGCUAUCCCUGACUUCAACUGCUUAUAACAAAAGAACAAACCCACAUGAGAGGACACAGAGGCUUUUUUAAUAGAAGUACAAUCCCACGCAGAGACGUUUUCUUCGCGGGUAGCUAAUCCGACUUAAUCCCAUUUAAUAUGUCGCGCUCCUCGAAAGUGCGAAACUUUUUUUGUUGUGUAUUAGAUUUCGGAUACAUUUUCUUAAUCUUCAUUUCGCGCCAGAAUAAAUUAGUUUGCGCGCAAAAGGCUCCAAAAAAAAAAUCACAAGGUUCGUCCCACUUCGAGUCGCCUUCUGGAAAUACGCCGGCUUGGUAGCUGGAAUACAUUGCCGAGGAGAAGAUCUGGCAUUUUUUCCUCCUUGUCGUAUUUUCCCCACGAGAAAUAUUUAUUUUUGUAGCGAGAAUGCAGUGCAUAUCGGUGGAUUUUACUUUAAGCGGCUUCGUGCAGCAUGCUACUUGUGAAAGACUGAAGAGUGUCGGAUUUCAUCGCUCAGUUCGGGUUUACUAGUGUUGGCGAAUGUAAGGUAAAAGAAACGACUACUGUUAAGGUAAGAAUUGAAGUUUUUCAACUUGUAACUCGGCGAAAAAUCGUGCAUAGAACUCGUAAAACCCGUGAGUAUUACCUCUGUUACCUAAUGUCAUGCGAUUUCUCCCCGCUUUUUCGAUGCGUGACACAUAUACAAUCGAUAAACUUGAUUUGCAAAGUUAAGUAUAAUGUACUUAUCGAGACCAUUUGACGACGAUUUCUAGUUAUAUGCUUUAUUUACUUGGCUUAUUCCGGCUACGUGCCAGGAGUUAGAUGACAAUGUUUGUGUGCUAUAAUUAUGCAGAUAAUUUCUUUGUACCUUUUUAUUAACCCUAGCAAAAUACUCUUCUAUUAUGAAGGAACGUUUAACGUCUUUCGGGGCCCAAUAUGGGAAAAAAGGCUUGAUUUUUGGCGAAACGGACUAUAGCUUUUUUUUUUUUCUUUAAAGAGAGCGCAAGGCAAACGUUCGUAAGUACAGUGUACUCCAGACAAACCUAGGCUGCACUUUAGGUGACGCACCCAUGAGUGCAGUGUAACCCAGUGAUUAUUUAGGUAAAGCUAACAAACAUAGGCUUCACUUUAGGUGGCACACCCAUGGGUGCAGUGUAACCCAGUGAUUCUUUAGGCAGAGCUAACAAACAUAGGCUGCACUUUAGGUGGCACACCCAUGGGUGCAGUGUAACCCAAUGAUUCUUUAGGCAGAGCACCCAUGGGUGCAGCGUAACCUAUUGAUUAUUUAGGUAAAGCUAACAAACAUAGGCUACACUUUCGGUGGCACGCCCAUGGGUGCAGUGUAAUCCAGUGAUUCUUUGGGUAGAGCUAACAAACAUAGGCUGCACUUUAGGUGGCGCACCCGUGGUCCGUCUCUUACAAUGCUACACAUUAUUUUUGCUUUACUAAGUAACUACGCGCUGAUGGACAAUGAUUUUCGACUGUGUAGCCGAAAGUUACCACUACGCGAACAGAGCGAUUCUCUGUAGUUUCUGUAUAUAUAAGAAUAUUACGGCAAUGAGGCUCCCGAGGUCCGUUCUCGAAAUCUCACAACUACGGUUUGUUUGGUUCCGAGGUUUGGUUCCGAGUCGGCCUUUUGGUGAUAUUAACUUUUUUUGAUCCAUUUUUUUUUUUUUUCGUCUUAAUUUUCGCGGCCUUUGCGAUGACGGCUUUGGAAGAAACUGAAUAUAUCCGUACUGCGCUUCGUGAUUUCGCAAAAUUAAGGGGAAUUAAUUUUUUUUUCUACUAAGAAAGCGCUUUCACUUUCAGUAUCGAGCCAAUUAUCUCGUUUAUCUCGUUUUCUAAAUGUCCUUGAGAACUGAACAAGGCAAUAUUUUAUUACUUACAGCUUGAAAACCUGAUUUAUUUUGACCAGAUCGANUUUUUUUUUUUUCGUCUUAAUUUUCGCGGCCUUUGCGAUGACGGCUUUGGAAGAAACUGAAUAUAUCCGUACUGCGCUUCGUGAUUUCGCAAAAUUAAGGGGAAUUAAUUUUUUUUUUCUACUAAGAAAGCGCUUUCACUUUCAGUAUCGAGCCAAUUAUCUCGUUUAUCUCGUUUUCUAAAUGUCCUUGAGAACUGAACAAGGCAAUAUUUUAUUACUUACAGCUUGAAAACCUGAUUUAUUUUGACCAGAUCGAAACAAAACUGACCUCUGAAAUGGAAAAACAAAAGCCUUUUAUUUUUGCCGUCUUCGGCCUGCCGAAGCGAUCGGGUCUGGUUUGCUUUUAGAUGAUGACAUUUGCCUGACAGAAGAGUGUCGGGAAAAACACCUCGCGCUGAUCAUACGUGACAAAAUCCGCCGCGCCUAAGCUAAUGAAGAAAAGUCUCCUGGAAAGCUCCAUACAAUUCCUUAUAACAAAGUUAUAAGGAAUUGUAUGGAGUUCUCCGGGAUACUUACAGUGCAAGCCCCGUGUGUCUUCUCAUGUUGACAAAAAUCUGAGACACGGUGUUAAGAAGCGAAUGCGAUCUUAAUUGGCUUAUUCCAUUUAUUUUUGGCUUGCCUGGACUUAAAUUUACUGAGUGACACCCACUUUCACAAAAAGCUUCUCAUUUCUAAAUCUCCGGCCGAGUUGAUUUACCCAAAAGAACUCCUGUGGAGAUUGAACUCUUUUCUCGUGUUAAAGCUUUCAUUUGUUGCAAGAAAUUUGCACAGCUGCUGACCACUUGAGUGAAAGUAAAGUAGAUCGUGUUUGCUCAAUCUCUCCCUUUUCUAAUAGCUAGAGCAUUUCUAGCCCUUACUUUUCUUCCACCCCAGAAAGACUUUUGAGAUCUAGAAAUUUUGCUACCAUGGUAACAAGAUGUCACACUUCUCUCUAAUCUUUUCUUGACUGUUAGGAAACACAACAUAUCAGCGGUUUAAAGUUAAUUAUUAUCACCAUCACCAUCACCAUCACCAUCACCAUCACCAUCACCAUCACCAUCACCAUCACCAUCAUCAUCAUCAUCAUCAUCAUCAUCAUUAUUAUUAUUAUUAUUAUUACCACGUUUUUCUUCGUGUUUUAGUGAAUAUGUCAAAGUAACUGACGGAAAUGGAUCACUGGUCUGGCAUAAGUAUGGAUAUCCUUAUUCGCCGGUUCUGGGAUCUUUCGUUCAGGUUGGGUUCGGACAUGCUGAUAACAUAACUAUUCAGAUCCAUUUAAGAGGAAGCUACAGUCGCUUCAAGCUUCAAUACGGAAUUGUGAAGCAAGGUCUAUUCUCAGGUUAGAAUCUUUGCAUAGAGCUAAUUGAAUUAAUAUAUCGUCAGAUAAAACUCUCUGAUAUAUUAAGUUUUAUACAUUAGCAUUAUUGAAACAUAACGUCGUGGCUUGCAAUCGCGCUGGUUAAGGUAAGAACUAGACGAAUUUUAAGAAAAAAAAAAGGCGGACUGCAGGCAGUCUAAAUUGGGAAGACUUGCAGGUGUUUCCCUUUUUGAUAUUACUUUCAUGUAAAUUUGAUGGUUUAGUUGCACUGAUGCGUGCAGACGUUGCACAAUUACCUUCAAAAGACCCUGAUAAAAGCCUAGCAAUAUCCAAAGAUAUCGGUAUCUCGUAAGGGUGUUUUAUUUUCAUUGUAAUUCAAUCUGUCAGCUCAACCUAUCAACUGGAACGUGACCGUUGGCAACGCCUCGAGAACUUCGAUGACAGUUCAUUGGGAGAAUUUAGCACCGCUUAUCGAUGAUACCGUACUCUAUUAUAUCGCAAAUGCCCACCAUGGUAACCUAUCAGGUGUAGCUGUCGUUUCUGGAAAUAUGAAUACUGCAAACGUUCUGGGGCUGUCAAGUUACACUGAAUAUCAAGUAAGAAUCAUCGGAAUAAACAGCCUUGGUCAACCCUACAACAGCUCAAACGUCACAGCCCUGACAGAGGAAGGAGGCAAGUGUAGUAUAACAAUACUUACGUUAAAGGCAAGUGCGUUUAGGCUUCCUUUGUAGCGCGCUUGAAUUUUCAAAUUUGUUGUGUGUUGAGCUGCGGAGAACUCGUGGAGAGCGAGGCCAUGUAAUUUUCUUUCUUUUUUCUUUGUCCCACGCCCGUGAGAUGCUGGUCAUUUCAUUUUUACAUUUAUUUCCCCGAGCUUAAAAUUUACCAUCUUUCAUUUUUCACCAAAAACUACAUUGUUUUCCCUUUUCAUUUAUGUUUUUGUCAUGAAAAUAUAGUUGAAAAAUAUUGAAUCUGAUUUGGUGAGAGCAAUUCAGUUUUUAGUAACCGCAGUGCAAAAAUGAUGGAAUGUGAUAGAAAUAUCGCAGAGAACGGAUCACUGUGCCUGGCUAAUAAGUAAUUUAUAAAUAAUUAUGAAGCAUUCAGCAAGUGCCGGAAUGCGUGCGCAAUUUCAACAAGAUUAAACUAGAUUGGGUUUCUGGUAUCAGCUUGCAGUUUCUAGGGUUUCGUAGGUGGCAAUUACAAACACCUUCCACUAAUUUUGACUGUAUGAGGUGUCUCUUUUAUUUCAAAUUUAAUUAACAUCGAGCAUUUUCCAAAUGCUUAAAUUGAAUGAUUCAAAUUUUGAUUCGUUUUGAAAAAAAAUAUAUAUAUCAAAAACAAAAACAAAAAAAACAAAACAAAACAAAACAACACACACUCACACACACACGCUGCAAUGCAAUGCAAAAAUUUCCAAUUAAUUAUCUGUCAAUUUUAUACUGUAGUUGACUGAAUAAUUUCGCUAAUAAUUCAGUAAUUAGUUAAUUUACAGUAUCAUAUACUGUCAUUGACUGAGUAUAGAGAAUACACCUAUUUGAACUAUAAUUGAUCGCCUGUGUUUGUUUUAGUCCCCAGUAGGGCACCGUCUAAUGUAAGAGUGUCUAACGUACGGUUUGAUCAAGUUAAAGUGCAGUGGUAUCCCAUCCCUCGUCAAUUUGCUAAUGGGCGUCUCCUUGGAUACACUGUCUACUAUUACGAGUAUUAUAAUUCGUACUUGAGAAAAUCGGCUAGCACCAGUAAUCCGUAUACUAACAUGGUGAUAUUAAGAGGUCUCAAGGCAGCAACUCGCUAUCAAAUAGCCGCAGCAGCCUUUACGUCUAAAGGACCUGGAACCCAGUCUUACUGGCAGUCCAUAACAACAGGUGAUGUUUUAUGUCAUAUUGCUGUUAAAUUUUAGUCAAUUAUAAAAUUCUGAUUAGCGUUGAUCACAUUGCACAGAGAAGUCUUCUUUUCAUACUCAACCUCUCUAUAUUUUUUUUUAUAACUGUGAAAAUGUGUACGAAGAUAGAGCGAUGAAUUCUGAACAAAUUUCCAAGCUUUUGCGAGACGCGCAUUUACAUAUCGGCCAAUAGAUCUGUCAUGUAGCGUAAAAAGUGACUUAUAUGGGGAGAUGUUGCCUCCUGAACAGUCAUUGUAUUAGAAAAAGCAUUACUUCAAUGUUCAUCAGUUCCCCGAGAGAUCUGAAUUCAUGCUUUCGGGAGCCUGCGAGGAAGCACUGCACUUGGGGAAGUCGCCAGAAGUCACGCGAGAGCAGCACGCGAAAGGAGACGCGAGUGUGAGGUGCGGGGAAAGAAGUGGGUGCUUGCAACAAUCUCUCAUGAAAUUUUCAUUUCCGCCCCGGAAACCACAGGAAAUCGCAAAGCGUGAAAACUAUCACAGGAAACAAGAAAUGUGUCAGCCGUUUAUCGGUUACCUGCAUCGGCCACGAGCCAGUGACGCUAGCGUUCCAGGAGCAAAAAUAUUACAAUUACAAUUACAAAGACAAGAUUACCAAAAGAAGACAAUUAGUCUGGACAUUCUGAUCUGGAUCGUAGUCUAUAAUCCUUGAAUUCAGCUGAGACAUGUCGCUUCUCAAAGAAGCUGAAUUCUCUUUAAACCGUGACCUGCCUCUAAAAAAUGUUCAUUCAUAGCAGCAAAAGUUUUCUUUUUUUCUUGAGAAGAUUGAUCUUCCACGCAUCCGUUUGGAUAUGAAAUUAUCUGAUUUCGUCGAGGGGGAACUUUUGAACACAAUAAUCGCGGUAAGAUUUAGUAUAAUUGUAAUGUUUUCAUGGCAACCUCAUCCCACCCCCCUGAUUUCCCGGUUCAUAUAUUCCGCGGGGUUGAGAUCCAAACUGAGCGGUAAAAAAAAAACAAAAAAAAAAAAAAAAAAAAAAAACAGCCACACAGUCCUCAGAAAUCGUUCACCGAUCACAGAAAUAGAGACCGAUCUUGUUCUGCGCGGGAGAAAGUGGUAAUCAUGAUAUUCCCGAUUUGAUGUUUUAUCGUUUUAUUUGAGAGAUGUUUUAUUUAGAUACAGUAGUUUUAUCAGCUAAAGCUGGUUUACAUGAAAGCCGUGAUAAAAAAAACAAACAAACAAACAAAAAACAAAACAAAAAAAUAAAUGUAUAUAUCUAUGAGCGGUUUCGGUUUCGGUUUCUGUUUUUAAUUAGUUUUGAAAAAAAGAAAAAUAUAUUUGUAAAACUAGGUAUUAACCUUAAAUAAAAUAAUUCUAAGCUAGGAUUAUAGUAAAGAAUCAAAGAAGCUGGGAAGCAAUCCGUCCAAUUUAGAUUUAAUUAUAAAUAAGUUCAUUGAUUUGCAAUCACGCAAAUCCUCGGUAACUCAUCCGAAAUAAAUGCAUCCCUAUAGCCAAAACGUUACUGCCAAUUGGUUUUGGGAAGGAGAAUUGAUUUCGAGAAGAGGAGCCCCUAGUAUCAUAGCUGGGCCUCAUUUUCAAAAAUUUUGGCUUAGGUAUUAAGGUGCCAUAUUGUUGUACACCUUGAACAUUUCUACAGCGAACAGUAUAAAUAAAUAAACAAAUAAUAAUAAAGCAUAAAGCAUAAUUCUGCGCACAGAAAGGUUGUCCCAUGCAAGCUCUUGCAGUAGGGGGCCGGAGCUAAAAUCACAAGUGGAAAAGGUUAUGAUCCUAGCUGCGCAGUUUUGUUGUUUUUUUAAGCUUCAGCGCUAGUUCUGAACCCAGAACCUCUCAAACAACGCUGCAAUCGUCUUUUUCCGUAUCGUGUUACUAAAUGUACGGCAAGCAUUUAUGGCGGGUCAGCAAGUUUUUAGCCAGGGGUAUUUCGCUUAGUCUGGGCAAAGCAGAAAUGAAAAAGAUCGAUGCAAGCUCUACUGUUCACCUCCACUCGCAGCUUCGCCAUCCGGAUGUGCACCAACAUGGCGUCCCCAUACAAAACUCUAUAAAUUUGUGUAAAUAAUUUCUCGCUUAUGAAACAUUGUACUGACCUGAAUCUUGGCGAGUAACUUAUUUAUCUCGAUUCAUUUCCCAGAUUCUGGACUAUAUCUAUUAAGCGGUUUUGAUUUCUUUAUGUUUUAAUGACGUGACAGUGAAAACUAGCAAUCAACAGGAGACAUUUCCGAUUUGCGUUGCAGGUUGUGGAGGCAGCUUAAAUGAAUUGUUUGGAAACUUACAAGUCGGCCGAAGAUCGUACUAUUCUUAUUCGCUGUAUUGCAAUUGGAAAAUUGGCAACGCAGGGAUCAGCCAAGCUGUUGCACUUGUGUCAUUACCGCAACUGUCUCUGUCUUAUUAUAGGUUAGUGUGAUAUAUUUAUGGACUGCCAAUUAAAAUAACAGUCAACACCCGCGAAUAAAUUGGAUCACACCGGAAACGCACAUAAACAAUGGCAAAAAUGAUUUAACAAUCAAGACUCCCCCCGCCCCUUCGGGUGGCAACAUGAUGACGUAUCCAUGACAAUAACAUACACAGUCAGGUUUUAUUUACUUAUAAAAGUUGGACGCAUAAUGUAUUAAUUUGAAGUUUUUGUUUCGUUUUUUUGUUUUUUGUUUUUGUUUUUUUUACAGUGAAUAUGUUAAGGUGAUUGAUGGCAACGGUUUCACGGUUCUCAGUCGCUAUGGAUACUCUUCUGUCACUCAGAAAACUUUCAGGGAAGUUUCUUUUGGGAAUUCCGGAAACAUCACUGUCCAGGUCUACCUAAGGCGGAGCUACAGUAACUUCAAGUUACAAUUUGGGAUUUUAAAACAAGAAUCAGGUUAGCCUUUAAUCUGCUAAAUUCGUUUAAUGUUGCUUCAAACCCUGCUACGGAAGCACACAACCCUGUGCACGCUUUGCAGCAAAACAAAGAUUUUGGUAGUACCUCUGAUUUGUUGAACAUUGGUUUCAACCCAUCGGAAUCACUACCCAGAUCUGGGUAUGGGCAGUGACACGUCAUCACUACGGAAUUUCUGCGCUCGAUGUUCAGAUAUCAUUUUGCGGGGAAAUCCCGACCCCCACCCCCAUCACUCCUUUUUUCUACACUCUCCAUGUAUCAUCGCCUGUCUUUGAAACUUACAAUUAUAAUUAAUGUCAAACUCAGAAAACCGUGAACAGGAAUGUUGAUUGUUUACUGGCUAAUCACUGUAAAGUUCAGGAAACGCGAGCAAACCUCAAAACCAUAAUCUAAUUACCGUUGCUGUUUGCGGUCUAGUUAUCUUGCGCCUUAUUGGCUUAUUUCUCGCAACACAAUAACAUUCCAUAACUAGUUCUGGUGUUCACGGUUAUGUGAGUUUCACAGUAACAUGUUACUAUAUUUUGCUUUUUUUUCUUUGCUUUUAGCAUUUCCAUUGGCUAACUGGAGUGUUUCCUUUGAGAAUGCUACUGCAACAAGCAUCCGAUUCUCUUGGCAAAACCUGCAAUCACUUGUUGGUCAACAAUUAAGUCAUUACUUCAUAGUCGUCAAAGACUCAUAUGGUAGUCGUCUAAACGAGUACAUCGUCUCAGGAAAUACUACUUCCCAUUUGUUAUCUGGACUAUCGGCAUGGAGGGAAUAUCGGUUAUCUAUUGUUGGUGUAAAUUAUAGAGGGAAUGCCUACAACAGUACAGAGAUCACAGCAUGGACAGAGGAAGGAGGUACGUGCAUUAUAUUAAAAACAUAUUAUUUUUAACCCCGUUGAUUCUUUGAUUUCCAUAACGAAGCAUUAACGCUUUCAACUCUGUUUUAGCUAAAAGAUCUCUAUAAUGUGUCCGUCAUCUUGUACAUAAGGUCACGAUCGCAAUUGCUGUGUGCUGAUUGUCUCAAUUUUGCGUCAGAGUCAUUCUCCCUCUACAAAUGAAAUGCAAUUUUUUCUUAGUCCCCAGCACAGCUCCAUCGUAUAUCCGUCUUUCAAACUUACAUUUGGCUGAGGUGAAAGUUCAGUGGAAUCCACUUUCCCAGUAUUACGCUAACGGACGUCUCCUUGGAUACAGAGUCUACUUUAGGGAAUACAGAUCUUACUAUUAUUAUUACUCGUAUUUGACAAGUAGUGUCAACACUAGCAGUGCUAAUGUUACUAUGGUGAUAUUGAGGGAUUUAAAGCAAGCUACAACUUACCAAAUCGCUGUGGCAGCUUUUACGUCAAAAGGGGAAGGACCACGCUCGUAUUGGAUGUCCAUAACCACAGGUAAUAAGCGAACCUCUAGUUAG